Penicillium concentricum is the source of this 4806-nucleotide messenger RNA. Its product is annotated as ATP12 ATPase F1F0-assembly protein. Gene Ontology annotation, cellular component: intracellular membrane-bounded organelle; cytosol; membrane. Gene Ontology annotation, molecular function: protein binding; sterol binding. The record is from RefSeq and is a predicted model, not a curated record. Gene Ontology annotation, biological process: piecemeal microautophagy of the nucleus; proton-transporting ATP synthase complex assembly; exocytosis. The coding region runs from base 1 to 4806 and encodes 1601 amino acids. The transcript has 7 exons. Lineage: Eukaryota; Fungi; Ascomycota; Eurotiomycetes; Eurotiales; Aspergillaceae.
AUGGUCGCUUUUGCUCGCGCUGCGCUUCCGCAGUUAUCCGCCAUCGCCCGUCCUGUCUCGCUAUGCCGGCAUAUUCACUCGUCUCCCUUCAGAUCAGCUGUUGCACACCCAGUCACUGCCCAAGGCCCUCCUCCUAAAGCUCCAGAGUUCAAGGAAACCUUAAAAUCGGAUGAUACGGAGCUCCCAGCUUCCGAGGGUGGAGCGUCGCGAUACAAUCUCACUGCUGCGCUGAAGAAGCGGUUUUGGAAGGAUGUCCAUGUGCAUGGAAAGUCAGACGAAUAUCAAGUUCUGCUUGACAAGCGACCCGUCAGAACCCCGGCGAAAGAAGUUCUUACUAUUCCCUCCACAAAGCCUCACCUCGCCCACGCUGUUGCGCUAGAGUGGGAUGUGAUGCCCUCCGCCCAAAGUGCUCUCAAAAGUCACCUUAUCCCCAUGACCUCCCUCGCAGCCCGCGCCACCGAUAUUGCCCGUGAAGAUGCCGAGGGCAAAAAUACCACCAGAAAACAGAUUAUCGCAACUGCCAUGCGUUACCUAGACACUGAUACUCUACUCUGCUGGGAGCCGGAACGACAAAUGCACGUGUUGGAACGGACGACGGCCGACGGAAAGCCCAUCGAGACUCUCCGUCAGAUUCAAACGAGGAUCGCGGGAAACAUCAUGAGCUUCUUGUCUACCAAGGUCUGGCCUGGCCUUGAAAUCAUCCCUAUCCUCGACACCAAUAGCAUCCUUCCUCUCUCUCAGCCGAAGGGUACGAAAGACAGUAUCUGCAUCUGGGUUUCGGAACUGUCUGCGUAUGACUUGGCCGGUCUUGAGCGGGCAAUCCUUGCUUCCAAGAGUCUUCUCAUCGCGGUCCGCCUGGUGGUGGAAUGGAGUGAGAACUUCCGCCACAUUCAGCGACCCGAGACAAAGAAGUUCGGUAUCGAGGAGGCCGCUGAGGCGUCGAGUCUGGAGGUGACCUGGCAGACUAAUAUGUGGGGUGAGGUUGAGGAUACCCACGAUGUUGGUAAGGAAGACUUGAAGCGACAAUUGGGCAGUGUUGUGAUCUUGAUAUUGGAUAUCCGGUUUAAAAGGAUGUCUGAUAAACCUGAAGGGCACAAACGCUCUCGAAGCGCAAUAGCACUUGCCCUCCUCCAUCGCGACAAGUCCAAGGGCGAAGACAAAGACCCCGACAACGGAGACAACAACUCAGUCACAUCUACCUCCUCGAACCCCGGCUUGUUGAAACACACCCGCAGCAGCAGCCGCCACAGCCGUCGCAAACAAGGCCAGGACUCGAGUCCGCCACCGGCCAUUCAAGAAUCCGCCGAGAAUAUGGACACAGUCGAAAACCUGCCUUCCUUGAACCACAUGGAGACUGGCGGCAUGUCGCUUGAGCAGUCUGUUCGCACCUUCCGUCUCUUCGAGAUCUUGCGCAGCGGUGAUACCACGGCCAUCUCGAAGGCCAUUAAGGAUACUAUCGACCCGCAGGGUGUGAGCUACCUCAACGGCACGACUGUCCUCCAUUUGGCUCUGCAGUGCGCCGAGCCCCAGGUUGUGGAAUAUGUGCUGUCCACUGCGGAGGACCUCGAUAUCAACUCACGAGAUCGGGAUGGAAACACGCCACUUCACAUCGCCGCCCAGCUGGGUCGGGGCCCGCUUGUUCGCGAAUUGCUGAACCGACCGUCUAUAAAUGAUUCCAUUGUCAACUAUCGGGGUCAGACGGCUCUCGAUUUGGCCCGUACCCCUGAAAUCUUCCAGCAACUUCAGCUUGCGCGGUCUCUCUUCAUCGAUAGCAAGAACCAGGAAAUCCAGGCUUUGAUUGCAAGCUCUGAUUAUAAGGAGUUGGAGGCUUUGCUCGAGGAACCUCGGGUGGAGGGUAUUAUGGAUGUGAACAGCUACGACCUGGUUACCGACCCGACAACAGCCCAAUCCGGUGGCACCCUUCUACACGAGGGUGCUAGAAAUAAAGAUGCGCAGCUCAUUGAAAUCCUUCUGACACAUGGCGCGGAUCCUUUCCGCCGUGACAAGAAGGGGAAGCUACCGCAGGAUGUUACCAAAGAUGAUAAAACCCGCGCUCUCUUGAAGAGAUCACCGGCUGCUGUUAUUGCUCAGCGUGGUAUUCAGGAAAGGGCUAUUCUCGGAAAUAGUAAUGCUCAAGGCCUUGCUGGGCGUGUUUCGGUUGGCGAUGCCCCGCUUGGGGGCAAGGACGCUCGCGAGAUGAGAGGCUAUCUCAAGAAAUGGACGAAUUACACCACGGGGUACAAGUUGCGCUGGUUCGUUCUGGAGGAUGGAGUUCUGAGUUAUUAUAAGCACCAGGAUGAUGCAGGCUCUGCCUGUCGCGGUGCGAUCAACAUGAAGAUUGCUAGACUUAGCAUGGAUGCGCAGGAUAAGACGCGCUUUGAAAUUCACGGCAAGUCGUCGGUCAAAUACCACCUCAAGGCCAACCAUGUCGUGGAGGCAAAACGCUGGUUCUGGUCUCUCAACAACGCCAUUCAGUGGGCCAAGGAUGAAGCGAAGGAGGAGGAGCGUCAGCGAUCGAAGAAUGCAGAGGUGCUUCGCCAGGCCAAGAUCGAUCAGACAGAAGGACGCCCUGUGGAUACACCAUCGGAGUCUGGCCUUUCUCACAAGCCCAGCACAAAGGGUCUCGCUCCUCCCUCUUUGGGCGGUGGCAGCAGCAGCGGCACAAGGCUCAGCACAUAUGCAUCCCGGACUACCCUGGAUAUUCCAGCUGGAGACGAAGAUAGCUCCGCUUAUGGCGGUUCUUAUGACCAGAUUCUUGCUCCAAAUGACAUGAACAGAGUAAUGAGCCAUGUCACAACUGUGCCGGACGGAGAGGGCGAGGAUGAAGAAUUUGUCGACUAUGGUUCAAGCCACGAAAAUGAGAUGCCAGCCGCUGAUAAAGAUGCUCUCAAUAUCACCGCACAAUCUGCAAAGCUUCAGUUAGAUCUUCUUGCAAAUGUGGCUGCCUCGAUACAGACCGAGAAAUCCAAGCAUCCGGAAAUGACCAUCUCGGAUCCAGCCCUCGAAGAGGCUCUCGGUGCUUACGAAGCUGCAGUCAGCAGCCUCAAAGGUUUGGUGCAGAAUCUGCUCAAGAUCUCACGAGACCGAGACUCUUAUUGGCAAUCUCGUCUCAGUAGAGAGGAGUCCAUUCGUCAGAUGUGGGAAGAAAGCAUGGCUCGCGUGGCCCGCGAGCACGAGGAGCUACAAUCCAAGAUGGGCGAGUCUGAGGAGAAGCGGAAGCGGACCAAGCGGGCUCUGAAGGAAGCCCUGGAGAGCGCAACAGGCAGUAGCCGUUCUAUCGCCGGUGCUCAACCCAGUUUGCCAACAGAGAACCAGGAUCUUGAGGUUAGCCAAACUGAAGGUGGGGUUGCCGAGACGAUGGAUGAAGCAGACCAGGCUACGCAGCAACUAUCUACGAAACCCGCGCCCACUCGCAAUCCGUCGACCUAUUCCAAGCUCAGUAGUCUCUGUGAUUCAGAAUCGGACGGAGAAGAAUUCUUUGAUGCUAUUGAUGCCGGUGAAAUCGAGGUAGAGGAUUUUAAUAACGCCAAGGAGAACAAGGUGGAACAACCUAAAGAUGAAAGUGCUGAACUUCGGGCUGUGAAGAGUACCAUCAUUGCACCGUCCUUUAAGGGUUAUGAAGAUCCCGUUAGAGAGCGACUUAAGAUGGAUGCUGAUGAUCGGCCAAAGAUCUCUUUGUGGAGUAUUCUGAAAUCUAUGAUUGGAAAGGAUAUGACGAAGAUGACGCUCCCCGUGUCCUUCAACGAACCAACUUCACUGCUUCAGCGAGUGGCUGAGGAUCUUGAAUAUACUGACCUCCUUGACAUCGCCGCUGGUCGGUCCGAUUCAAUGGAACGCCUGGUCUACGUCGCCACGUACGCCGCAAGUGAGUAUGCCUCGACCAUUGGCCGUGUCGCAAAGCCCUUUAACCCCCUUUUGGGUGAAACCUUCGAGUACGUGCGUCCGGACAAGGGCUAUCGAUUCUUUGUGGAGCAAGUCAGCCACCACCCACCGAUUGGAGCUGCGUGGGCCGAGUCGCCCAAAUGGGACUACUGGGGUGAAUCCUCCCUCAAGUCCAAGUUCUACGGCAAAUCCUUCGACAUCAACCUUCUGGGCACAUGGUUCCUGAAGCUGCGACCUUCCUCCGGCGGGGAGGAACUUUACACCUGGAAGAAAGUGACCUCGUCAGUUAUCGGCAUCAUCACUGGUAACCCCACAGUGGACAACUACGGUAUGAUGGAAAUCAAGAACUGGACCACCGGCGAAGUCUGCUACCUCGACUUCAAGCCCCGUGGCUGGAAGGCCUCAUCGGCCUAUCAGGUAACAGGGAAGGUCGUCGACAGCGAAGGCUCCCCCAAGUGGAGCAUCGGUGGCCGCUGGAACGACAAGAUCUACGCGCGCCACACCCCCGGCUUUGAGGCACCUGUCUCCGGCCAGGAUCCCGAGUCUGCCAAGACCUUCUUGGUCUGGCAGGCUCAUGCUCGUCCUACCGGUAUACCUUUCAACUUGACUCCGUUCGUCAUCACGCUCAACGCCCUCCCUGAGGGUCUGAAAGAGUGGUUACCUCCCACCGAUACCAGACUGCGACCUGAUCAGCGGGCUAUGGAAGAUGGUGAAUAUACUUUGGCUGCUGAUGAGAAGCACCGUGUCGAAGAGAAGCAGCGUGCUAAGCGCAGAGAUCGCGAUACCAACGGCGAUGUCUACGCACCGCAAUGGUUCGCCCGUGACAAGUGUCCUGUUACUGGAGAGGAGUUCUGGGCUCAUAAUGGAAAAUACUGGGAGUCCAGAGAAGUGCAUGAUUGGAGUCGAUCCGAGGAUAUCUUCUGA